Molecule: messenger RNA, 2235 nt
Organism: Rotaria sp. Silwood2
Lineage: Eukaryota; Metazoa; Rotifera; Eurotatoria; Philodinida; Philodinidae
Source: the annotation of a GenBank genome assembly
AUGCAGCAUCCAUCGGUUGGUUUUCGUGGUGGUAUUCGUAUUGGUCAUCAUUAUGCACAUAAUCAUCAUAUUCAAAAUGAUGACGAUGAUAAUUUAUCUCUUUCAAAUUCAAAUUCCGAUGAAAAAGAAGAUGAUAAUCAUGAUAUAAAACCUUCAUCUGUUUAUUCAUCAAUAGGAAUUAAUAGUGAUUUUGAAUUAGCCAUACGUAAUCUUCGUCCAUCAGCAACACGUCGAAAAAAGAUAAAAACAAAUUUAAAUAUAAGUAAACAAAAGGCUGAUUUACCACAGUUAAAUACAACGAAUGAUGAUAAUCAUAAUAAUAGUUUAAAUGAACAAAAACAAAAUGAAAAUAAUCUUCAAGAUAAACAACAAUCACGUCAAUGGUUUCCUAAACCUGAUGUUGGUCAUGUAAAUUCUGAUGAUUUCAUUCGUCAUAAUCAUGUUGAAACUCAACAACUAACUGAAAUAAAUGAACAAUCAACUCCACCAGCUUUAUUAACAGCAAUUCCUCCUGUUGGUAUUUCUACACGUCCAACAGCAAUUGUUGCAUCAGCUGGUCCAACACGAUCUAUUUCAGCUUUUUUUUCAUCAAAUUCAUCAAUAAAAAAAGCAACUAGUAAUAGUAAUCUUCAUAAUAAUUCAGUAUUUAAAACAAAUGAACAACAACAAAUAACAUCAUCAUCAUCAGCUUUUCAACCGAUUAAUUCUCUACAAAAUAUUCUUCAAAAACAAUCGACAAUUAAAUCUGCACCAGUUUUAAUGGAUAUACCGCAACAUAAAGCAUUAGAACGUGGACAACAAUUAAAUAAAGUACAUAUUUCUCAUCCACAAAGUCCAUCUAUAGUUCAUCUUAUGUUACAUGAAGAUUUUAAUACAGCUUGUCGUCUUCUUCGUGAUAUGGCAGCACAUCCUGAACUUCAAAUUGACCAUGCACCAACUCAUCCUUUCAAAGCUCAAGUCAAUCGUUUAUGUGCAUGUUAUCAUGAAGGUCGUUGGUUUCGUUGUCGUAUAUUACAAAUAUCACCAGAUUUUUCAACAGCUACAGUUAUUUAUUUGGAUUGGGGUAUGAUGAUUCCAAUGCAAAUAGGACCAGAAUAUAUUCGUCGUUUACCAAAUGAAUUUUAUGCUGAACCAGCGUGUUCUAUAAUGUGUCAUCUUGAUGGUGUACCUGAAACAAAUGAUUUAACUCCACCUGAUGUUAUUACUCAAUGUAUUGCUUUAUUAAGUGAAAAUGAAUAUGAUGUUACUGUUAAUGGUUAUGAUAGUACAACUGGAGGCAAAGUUCUUGUAUCGGUUAAUGGAAAAAUUAUUAAUGAUCAGAUAAGACAAUUACUUGUACCGAAUACAUUAAUGACACCAGAAGAAGAAUCAAUCGAACAAUUUCGACAUGAACUACCAUUAACUGUUGGCGAUGAAUUAAAAGCAUUACUUAGUUCAUUUAGUGGUAAAGAUGAUUCAUUUUAUGUAUUACUUGUUAAUGAAAAUACAGUUGUUAUUGAUCGAGCUAUGAAUCAAUUACAGGAAACUAACAUUUCAGAUCGUUAUACAUGUGAAAUACCACGAAUUAAAACUCUUGUUGUGGCUCGUUAUGCUGAUGAUGGCAAAUGGUAUCGUGCUUGGGUUAAAUCAAUUUGUUUACAGCGUCAACAAGCAAUUGUAUUUUUUGUUGACUUUGGUAAUGAAAGUACAGUAAUGUUUUCUGAUAUAUAUCCAUGUCCAGAAUCUGUUCGUACACUUCCAUGGCUUGGUAUACGUGUUCGUUUAACAAAUGAAACAAUGACACAUGAUGAAUUAGCUACAUUUUGGAAAAUAGCUGAAUCAAAUUAUAUAUGGAUAAAGAUUUUAGAAAUAUUAAAAGACUCGUAUGGCAUACAGAUCAAAAUUGAUUAUUCAAUUCUUCUUCGACAAGAACGAAUGAAAUCAUUAUCAUCUAAUCGAGUUGUUCAUAUAGGUGUACAGACAAUAUUUGAUGAACAAUCAUUAUCAACAAUAUGUCCAUCAAAUUGUUUAGAAAUAAAUUCAUGUUUAAUGACACCUUCAAUAGUUGAUCAAAGUCAAAUAGCAAAUGAAAAUUUGAUUCGUAAUUUAUUUGAAAUGAUUAGUAAUGAAUUACGUCGUCUUCGACAUCGUAUCAAUGAUAGUGAUGAAGCAUCACAAGAUCGUCAUAGUCAACUAAUGCAAUUAUUAUUUUCUACAUUUAAUUUAAAUAAUAGUAAUAAUCAAAAAAGACUUUAA